This is a messenger RNA of Manduca sexta (tobacco hornworm), 542 nucleotides long. RefSeq lists its product as uncharacterized. The coding region runs from base 218 to 442 and encodes 74 amino acids. Gene Ontology annotation, biological process: copper ion transmembrane transport. Gene Ontology annotation, molecular function: copper ion transmembrane transporter activity. Gene Ontology annotation, cellular component: membrane. NCBI's taxonomy places the organism in Eukaryota, Metazoa, Arthropoda, Insecta, Lepidoptera, Sphingidae. The record is from RefSeq and is a predicted model, not a curated record. The transcript is spliced from 3 exons.
ACUACGUGAAUAUAACGUGUAGUGUAACUGCGAGUGACAGUUUAUUAUUUUAAAGGUGCUCUAAAUAUAUUAUUUACAUUUCAAAUUAUUUAUCAAUGAGUUAGAUAACGAUGGUAACUUGUGAUAGUGCCGGGCGAUUAGUAAACAGGAAUGGGACUUUGUGUGCACUAAGUGAGAUUAUAUCGCAUUAGGAAGUGAAGCAGACAACACCAGCACGAUGCACAUGUGGAUGUGGUUCGGGUACGAUCUGGGCGAGUUCCUGUUCGCGGGGCUCGAGGUGACCACGCGCUGGGCGUUCGCGCUCACGUGGAUAGCGCUUUUCUUCGUCGCGCUGCUCUUCGAGGGCUCCAAGGUGUACUUGGCACAAGUGCAGCGCGAGGCUCUUAAGAAACUAUAUCCGCAUCGAUCCGACGAACGACGCACUCUACUAUGUGACAGGUGAGUUGGAACUUGUUAACUCAACCUAAAUAUAUUACAUACUUAGAGCUUCCUUCCCAAUAUUUAAGAAAAUUUUAUCCGUUGUUAACGGAUUAGAGAACUGC